Molecule: messenger RNA, 1871 nt
Organism: Centropristis striata (black sea bass)
Lineage: Eukaryota; Metazoa; Chordata; Actinopteri; Perciformes; Serranidae
Gene: tfap2b
Product: transcription factor AP-2 beta
Exons: 7
Coding region: 561-1871 (436 amino acids)
Biological process (GO): anatomical structure development; regulation of transcription by RNA polymerase II; regulation of cell population proliferation
Cellular component (GO): nucleus
Molecular function (GO): RNA polymerase II transcription regulatory region sequence-specific DNA binding; DNA-binding transcription factor activity, RNA polymerase II-specific
Source: RefSeq, a predicted model, not a curated record
GACUUUUGUUGGUUUUUAUUUUAAAGUCUGUUUGUGCGUAAACGGUUUGCGUAAAAGUGUCUCCAAAUGCAUGGCAGUGUGCCUUCCCUGCGUCAGAUUUUGCCCCCAAAGUGCAUAUUUUUGUGUGCUGGGGGAAUUCCUCACAGGUCUGCUCACUCUGUAAGAGAGAGUCCUCUCUUUCUAUAUCUCCUGCUGUUCGCGCGUCGUUUCGGCUCUCCACGGAAUUUAAACGUCACUCACGGUUGCGCGAGAAGAGGCUUCACGCUCCAUGUGUCGCCAGUCCCCCUGCCUCGCGCACAUUAAUAUUCCUGUAAGUCUCAGUCAUGAAUAACAAUUACACCGUAUACCGGGGGUAGAGGCGGGCUGCUCGGUGCUCACACUCAGAGCGACGGCAGCUCCGGGCGGAGGAAGGUUUUCUGCGUGGAGCUGUGAGGACAGGCCGUGCCUACAGAUACACGCGCGCUGCUUUUUGCACCUGGAAUGAGUUUGGCUAUCUGGUGCCAUCACUGUCUUUACUACCCUGCUGUUUCACCGUCGUGACACCAACAGAGGCUUUACAAAUGUUAGUUCACUCCUACUCCACCGCGGACCGGCAUGACGGUGUCUCGAGCCACAGCUCGCGCCUGUCCCAGCUGGGCUCGGUAUCGCACGCGGGACCCUACUCCAGCGCGCCGCCGCUGUCUCACGCGCCAUCGUCGGACUUCCAGCCUCCGUACUUCCCGCCGCCCUACCAGCCGCUCGCUCACUACCAGAGCCAGGACCCGUACUCCCACGUCAGCGACCCGUACUCCCUGAACUCGCUGCACCAGAGCCAGCAGAGCGCAUGGGGGGCGCGGCAGCGGCAGGAUGCCGCCGGGGACCGGAUGGAUAGCUCGGCUCUGCUGGCUCAGCCGCGGGCCUCGCUGCCGCAGCUGUCCGGGCUGGACCCGCGGCGGGACUACGGUGUGCGGCGGCCCGAUGUGCUGCUGCACUCCGCGCACCCGGGACUGGAUCCCGGGAUGGGAGACGGACUUCUGCACGGGCUGCACGGUAUGGAGGAUGUCCAGACCAUUGACGACACUAACGGAACGAACAUCCUGGAUCAAUCAGUAAUUAAGAAAGUCCCCAUGCCACACAAGAACAUGGGCUCCCUGAUGCCCGGCAAGGACGGCCUCAUCGGAGGCAUCACCGUCAACAUUAACGAGGUGUUCUGCUCGGUACCGGGCCGCCUGUCGCUGCUCAGCUCCACCUCCAAGUACAAAGUGACCGUAGGGGAGGUGCAGAGGAGACUGUCCCCGCCCGAGUGCCUCAACGCCUCCCUGUUGGGGGGCGUGUUGAGAAGAGCAAAGUCCAAAAACGGUGGGAAAUGUCUGAGAGAGAAGCUGGAGAAGAUUGGACUGAAUUUACCUGCUGGAAGACGCAAAGCUGCCAAUGUCACACUACUAACAUCUCUGGUAGAAGGUGAAGCGGUCCACCUGGCCCGGGAUUUCGGUUACAUCUGCGAGACGGAGUUCCCCACCAAAGCCGUGAGCGAGUACCUCAACCGGCAGCACGUGGACCCCAACGAGCUGCACACGCGGAAAAACAUGCUGCUGGCGACAAAACAGCUGUGUAAGGAGUUCACAGACCUGCUGGCCCAGGAUAGGACUCCCCUGGGCAACUCCAGGCCCAGCCCCAUCCUGGAGCCCGGCAUCCAGAGCUGCCUCUCCCACUUCUCCUUCAUCACGCACGGCUUCGGCUCGCCCGCCAUCUGCGCCGCGCUCACCACCCUCCAGAACUACCUCACCGAGGCUCUCAAAGGACUCGACAAGAUGUUUCUCAACAACCCUCCCAACAACCGGCACGGGGACGGCGGCAACAAGGCCGACAAAGACGAGAAGCAGCGGAAAUGA